Molecule: messenger RNA, 1452 nt
Organism: Raphanus sativus (radish)
Lineage: Eukaryota; Viridiplantae; Streptophyta; Magnoliopsida; Brassicales; Brassicaceae
Exons: 1
Coding region: 1-1452 (483 amino acids)
Source: RefSeq, a predicted model, not a curated record
AUGUCGGUGGCUAUGGAUCGAGCCUUAAUGGCUCUGUCUUUGGACGAGGAUGACAAACCUUUCGAGAUGCCGGACCAACCGGGUUUCUGUUCGAAUGAAAAGAAUCUUCUAAGCAUUGUGGGUAGAGUUCUGAACCCAGAAUGUCAGAGAAUGUCUUCCUUAAUCUGGAGGAUGCCUAGGAAGUGGCAAAAGGAAGGCAGGUGUAGGGGAGUUGCUCUCUCGGAGGAACGUUUUCAGUUCUUCUUUGACUCGGAGCAUGACUUGGUGGAUGUGCUGGAGAAAGGCGUUCAUACUUUUAAUGAGUGGGUCAUUGUGAUUGCGCGUUGGGUUGAAGAACCGCCUGAUGACUAUCUUCAGUUUAUUCCUCUCUGGGUACAAAUCAGCCAAAUCCCCAUAAACUACUAUACGGAGGAGGCGCUAAUGGCGUUGGCUGAUAUGAUUGGUGAAGUUAAGGUGUUGGUUUUUGACCCCUCGAAACCACAGUCUCAACCUUUUAUUCGUGCUCAGGUAAGGUUUAAUGUGGCGAAUCCCCUCAGACCGGCGAAGGUGGUGACAGCUAAAGGAGGUAAAUCGUGGACCAUCAAGUUCGACUAUGAAAGAAUCCAGAAGCGUUGCUUUACCUGUCAAAGAUUGAAUCAUGAGCAGAGGAUCUGUCCUCUCGAAGUGAAGAAGCGUAAAGAGGUGGCUUUGGCGCGGCGUCAAGCAAUAGAGAAAGAACUUGAGCACAGAUCAGUGGUACUGAGUGAAGGUGAUCCUCUCUUUGGAGUUCUUAGAGAAGACCAAGUGGGGAUUAACCUCUCUACUGGCAGACCGAAGAUCGCUAAGGAGGUGAUGGAUGAGAUGAGGCAGUACCUGAGUUUAUCAACUGCUGAAGACAGAGUUAUCAGAGAAGAGAGAGUCAGAAAAUCUGUUGCUGAAGUGGAACAAGUCCCUAUGAUGCAGAAAAUGUUUCUGAGACUGGAAGCUCCUCCUACUAUCUCAAGAGACUUAAACAAAGGAAAGGGACAUGUCUUCAACUACGAAGAAGAACGCUUGAGUAGAGGUAAAGGAAGCUCUGUGUCUCCUAACUCUGAAAAAUUAAUGGCAUCGGCUAUUGGUGCUGGAAUGGCGAUGAGGCUGGGUCCUCCUCUGGAUGCGCAUUCGGGGAGCGAGGAUGUGAGACUUGGGGUUAACUUUCUGCCCCUUUCUGAAGGUUCUACGGUGUUUAGCUCGGGUUUUUCGGAACAUGUUGCUUCGUCCGGAACUCUAAAGAAAGUCUAUAAAAGAAACCGUCCUCCAAAAUCUAAAAGGAAGCAGAGGAAGUUGGUGGUUCUGGAUGCUGACAAGGGAGCGGGUAAACAAAUCAUGAGUGGUCUGAAGAGAAAGGUAGAGACUGAAGAUGGGGAACUUCCAGUCUUGGCGAGGUCAAAAUCCCUGAAGGUGGUCCCAAAGGAGGGACCGUCCAAUCUUUAA